UAAGUUACGAUCUAGGGCAGAGCACCACAAUGGCGCACAAGGCUCUGUUCCUCCUUGGAUUGUCACUGGCUCAACUAGGAAUGCUCUCUGUCUUCGCCAAUCCGAUGGUAAUGCCGUUGGAGCUCGUCGCAAAUUCUCAUCGUAGGCGCGACAGGGAGCUGCUGGGAAGUGCGCGAAUGGAUUUACACGACGAUCUCCUCACUAAAGGGUAUUAUACAAGCAGAGUUAAGAUUGGAACACCACCUCACGAAUUUUCUCUCAUUGUCGACACUGGAAGCACUGUCACUUACGUUCCUUGUUCUUCGUGUACUCACUGUGGCAAUCACCAGGAUCCCAGAUUUUCUCCAGCUUUGUCGUCCUCUUACAAGCCUCUCGAGUGUGGGAGCGAAUGCAGCACGGGUUUCUGUGAUGGAUCACGUUGCAAGUAUCAGCGCCAGUAUGCGGAGAAGAGCACAAGCAGUGGAGUGCUUGGAAAGGACGUGAUAGGUUUUAGCAACAGCAGCGAUCUCGGUGGCCAGCGUCUCGUUUUCGGCUGCGAGACUGCCGAGACGGGGGACUUGUAUGAUCAGACUGCGGAUGGAAUUAUCGGACUGGGACGAGGUCCUCUGAGCAUCAUCGACCAGCUCGUUGAGAAGAAUGCCAUGGAGGACGUUUUCUCUCUUUGUUAUGGAGGAAUGGACGAGGGGGGUGGUGCGAUGAUACUCGGUGGUUUUCAGCCCCCAAAAGACAUGGUUUUUACGGCGUCUGAUCCCCAUCGCAGUCCUUAUUACAACUUGAUGCUCAAAGGAAUUCGUGUUGGUGGUAGCCCGUUGCGCUUAAAGCCCGAAGUUUUUGAUGGCAAGUAUGGCACCGUUCUGGACAGCGGAACGACAUACGCGUACUUCCCUGGAGCUGCGUUUCAGGCUUUUAAAAGUGCAGUGAAGGAACAGGUUGGAAGCCUUAAGGAGGUGCCAGGUCCGGAUGAAAAGUUUAAAGAUAUUUGCUACGCCGGGGCCGGGACGAACGUUUCCAAUCUGUCCCAGUUCUUCCCGUCUGUGGAUUUCGUUUUCGGAGAUGGUCAGAGCGUAACUCUCUCGCCAGAGAACUACCUGUUUCGGCACACAAAAAUCUCUGGAGCAUACUGCUUGGGAGUGUUUGAGAACGGAGACCCGACAACUUUAUUAGGAGGGAUUAUCGUGAGAAACAUGCUUGUGACUUACAACCGUGGAAAGGCAUCGAUUGGAUUCUUAAAGACGAAGUGCAACGACCUGUGGAGCAGACUGCCCGAGACGAACGAGCCCGGUCACUCGACACAGCCUGCUCAGUUCUUGCUCCCUCCGGCCCCGUCUCCUUCUGUUGGCGCAGGAGACAUGGCCGGAGCUAUCGAAGUCAGCAUGCUGCUGGCAACGAAUUACACCACUUUUGCCAGCUUAACCGCGGAGUUCGUCAAGGACGUAGCCCGAGAGCUGGAUUUAGAUCUCGAUCAGGUCAGAAUUCUCAACUUCACGGCUGCUGGGAGCAGUAUCGUGGUGGCUUGGAUGGCUUUUCCAAAUGAGAUGGACUCGACCAAGCAGCUCAUCUCACGUUUGGAGCGGCAUGAAGUCCACUUGUCGGAGGUGUUUGGAGUCUACAAUCUCACCAGCUGUAGAGUUCUUGAGCGCCAAAAUUUCAGGCAAAUGGGAGGAUCUCGUCAGCGCGAGAUCGCUGCCGCGACACUGAUCGUCGCCGUUUGCAUCAUUCUGGUUUGCACGGCCGGAGGUGUAAUUUACUGGCAGCUGUGGAGAUUUCGCAGGAACAAGCAGCACUCGUAUCAAACCAUCGAAGAACAGACCAUCGAAGAACAGCAGCACGACAACGAAGCUGGAGUACAAUUACAGCACCUUUGAUGCGAAACCACACUCGAAAACAGGGAAUUCUUUCGUUCUUCUUCGUCCAAGUUUUGACACACACACACACACACAGAGCGAAUUAUUACAUUGGUGGUGGUGCUACUACUGCUUGUUGUAUGUAUGUAAUAUUGAAACCAUUAUCAUUGUUAAUCAAUCACAUGAGCUCCAAACUAAAAA
Messenger RNA from Selaginella moellendorffii, 2045 nucleotides. RefSeq names its product aspartic proteinase nepenthesin-1. Gene Ontology annotation, molecular function: aspartic-type endopeptidase activity. NCBI's taxonomy places the organism in Eukaryota, Viridiplantae, Streptophyta, Lycopodiopsida, Selaginellales, Selaginellaceae. The coding region runs from base 30 to 1865 and encodes 611 amino acids. The transcript is spliced from 12 exons. Gene Ontology annotation, biological process: proteolysis. The record is from RefSeq and is a predicted model, not a curated record.